Messenger RNA from Trametes versicolor FP-101664 SS1, 618 nucleotides. RefSeq lists its product as uncharacterized. Lineage: Eukaryota; Fungi; Basidiomycota; Agaricomycetes; Polyporales; Polyporaceae. The transcript has 3 exons. The coding region runs from base 1 to 618 and encodes 205 amino acids. The record is from RefSeq and is a predicted model, not a curated record.
AUGGUGACGCCCCCGUCUGACCCGCGGGGCUUCCAACGCGAUAUCGAGCAGACCUUGCCUGGCGGCCAUGUCACCGGGAACGCCCCUGAGUGGAAGCCGGCUUGGGCCGUGUUCCACCUCAAGGCGUUCCGUGGCCUGGAGUGUCAAGUUAUUGAAGUGCAUUGUGGAUGGGACGAUGAGCAGCUGCUUAAGGCCCUGAAGGAGGCGUACAAGGCGCUGUGCGGGUGGCAUCGCAGCUGCCUGUCGCCGAAGGAGCUGAGGUGCGUGAACGACGCGUUCAUAUACCCGCAACGUGUCGGCCCCGGGCGCACGACGCCGCACCGCAACAAGCGCCUGCGGUACCUGCUCGCGCACCCGGAGCACGUCCGCGGCGAGCACGCGUUCAUGCGCGCGCUGACGGAGUCGCCCGAGCACGGCGUCGAGUUCGUCGAGCGCUGGAACCUGUGGGUCGUGUCCGCGGUCGUGCUGGGGCUCGCGCUCGUCUCGCUCUCUAUCGCGCUCGCGUACGGGUGGUUCACGGGCGACUGGCCGAACGGGUUCACUAUUGCGUCGUUCUUUUCGCAGACGUUUGCGCAGAUCCUGGUGCUAGUAGGCCUGUUGGAGUACUGUGAGUUUUGA